This is a messenger RNA of Adineta steineri, 1413 nucleotides long. NCBI's taxonomy places the organism in Eukaryota, Metazoa, Rotifera, Eurotatoria, Adinetida, Adinetidae. The record is from the annotation of a GenBank genome assembly.
AUGAGCUUGGAAGGUGUAUUGUUUGAGAUCGAUGCCGAUCCUCAAAUGGUCACCACGAAGCCAUUCGCUGAUAUUAGUAAAUACAGCAAUUUUACUGAUGAAAAGGAAGUGCUUUUUAUGAUUGGUUCAAUUUUUCGUCUUAAAAAUAUUUAUUGCGAUACGAAUAAUAUUUGGAUUAUUGAAAUGUGUUUAUGUAGUGAUGAUGAAUAUAAUCUAAAACAAGUCCUUCUGCAUAUGAAACGGCAAAUUAGAACUGGAGAAACGAAUCUUCGAACAUUAGGAAAACUACUAUGGAAAAUGGGAAAACUGGAUUUAGCUGAGAAGUAUUUUAAACGCCUAUUAGAUGAACUGCCUAUUGAUGACCAUUUAUUUUGCAUUUUAUGCGAAGAUCUUGGUGAGAUCGCAUCUCAAGCAGGUGAUUAUGAUAUGAGUAUUAAGUGGCAUCAAAGAUUUCUUGAAAUCAAAAAGCAAAACGAUUUAGAUAUGGAAACUAAUGCUAGCAAAACAAACACUCGUAUUGAUGCAACAUAUAAGAAGGAAGGUGUUACUAUUGCUGGAGGAAACGGCCGAGACGAUAAUUUGAAUCAGCUCUCUCAUCCUCUUGGCAUAUUUAUCGAUGACGAGCAGACUAUUUAUAUUGCUAAUAAUUCAAACCAUCGUAUCAUGGAAUGGAAGUAUAAUGCCAUAACCGGUUUGAUAGUUGCAGGUGGCAAUGGCUGUGGAAAUCACUUGAACCAGUUAAAUGAGCCUAUAGACGUGCUCAUUGAUAAAGCAGAUAAUUCAUUGAUCAUUUCCGAUUCUGAGAACAGAAGGGUACUACAAUGCUUUCGUGAUAAUAGUAAACGAGACGGACAAAUUAUCAUUGAAGAUAUUGAUUGUUGGGGUUUAGGCAUAGAUAAAAAUGGAUCUCUUUAUGUCUCUGAUUUCAAAAAGCAUGAAGUGCGACGAUGGCACGGAGAUAAGAAAAAUGCAAUAGUCGUAGCAGGUGGACAUGGCAAAGGAAACCAAUUCCACCAGCUCAACUUUCCUACCUUUAUCUUCGUUGACGAAAACUGUUCAUUGUAUGUAUCGGAUAGUGAAAAUCAUCGCGUGAUGAAGUGGUUAAAAGAUGAAUCAGAAGGCGUUGUUGUCGCUGGUGGAAAUGGUCAAGGAAACAGUUUAACACAACUAUCUUCUCCUCGCGGGGUGAUUGUGGAUCGUUUGGGUCAAAUAUAUGUGGCAGAUUUCGGUAAUCAUCGUGUGAUGUGUUGGUGUGAGGGAGCGGAGAACGGAAUUAUCGUUGCUGGUGGAAAUGGAGAAGGGAAAAAAUCAAAUCAAUUGUACUAUCCUGAAGGUUUGUCUUUUGAUCGGCAAGGAAAUUUGUAUGUUGCUGAUCUUUGGAACCACAGAGUGCAAAAGUUUGAAAUAAAUUAG